UUCAGGGUACAUUUCACCCUCCAAAACCUGCACGUACUGUAGUCCUCCAGGUUCUACUUCUCCUCCUCUUCUUCCAGGCCCACCAGGCGUUGAUCUUAAGCAAGAUGACUUCAGAAAUUUGUAGAGACACCGUGGAGCAGGAGCAGGCCGAAAUUACUGAGGGCAGAGUAGUGAGGAGAGACGGUGCGUUUCGCUCCAUACUGCGCGGCGUCUUCUGGCCAUUCGGCAUCGUGGUGCGUGCGUACCGCGGGUUUUGGUCUGUGCUGGGCUUCCGGCAGCCACAGGAGCGAGCCCUCGUCAGCCCCGCGAUUUCCAGCCCUACACGCCAGAGCCUCGCCGGCCGCAAGCGCCUGCACAGGGUCACCCGUCUGCUGCUGUCCAUCCUGCCCCGCUGGGUGCAGGGCGCCCUGGGAUACCCAGUGUCCAGCAGCAUUGGGCGCUCCCUCUCACCAGAAAUCAGAGUCUCUCCUACUAAACCUUGUGGAAAGGGCAGCAAGAGAAAGCAGGAUGAGUUGGAUGAUGAGGAGGAUGAAGAGCAUCCGACCUGGGUGGAGGCGCUCACUCAAGAGAUCGCUGAUGAUGACGUCCAUGAGGAGGAUCCUGACUAUGAGCCCAGUACUGUAGAGACGGACAGUGAAGAGUACUGCUCGCACAACAACACGGAAAGCGAUAUUGAGGUUCAGGGGAAAGGUGUGGUCAUUAUUGAAGAUGUGAACACGGAUGUUGCGCCGUCCACUCCAUCUGAAGUCUCUUGCCCUGCUGUUUAAUGUGUCUAUUGAUGUUGUUGUAUUGUUUCAGUGUUUGUUUGUUUUUUUUUGUUUUUUUUCUGUUUAUAUAUGAAUUCAAUAAAACUGUCGUUUGCUGUGA
Siniperca chuatsi (mandarin fish) is the source of this 867-nucleotide messenger RNA. It is a transcript of the gene org, whose product is annotated as oogenesis-related gene. The record is from RefSeq and is a predicted model, not a curated record. The coding region runs from base 105 to 767 and encodes 220 amino acids. Lineage: Eukaryota; Metazoa; Chordata; Actinopteri; Centrarchiformes; Sinipercidae. The transcript is spliced from 6 exons.